AUCACAAUCACAAUCACAAUCACAAUCACAAUCAGGUGCCUUUUUCAAUUUUGCAGCUUCUUGAUUCAGAUCUCUCUCUCUCUCUUCCCUUAUUGGUAACCUUAUUUCUCUUGAUUUUUCAUAAAUUCCAUCAACUCAAAACAGUUAGUGGAGCUCAAAUUGGAUCAUAAGGUUGCUGCUAAACAUUGAAUUUGGUUUGUUUUGGAAGUUUCUCUAAUGGGCUCUGCCAACUCCAGAAUAGAAGAAGAUAAAGUGCUGCAGCUUUGUCGCGAAAGAAAGAAAUUUGUACGGCAGGCGCUUGACGGCAGGUGCUCACUCGCAGCUGCUCAUGUCUCCUAUGUGCAGUCCCUCCGCAAUACAGCCACUGCUUUGAGGAGGUUUGUUGAGCCCCCCGAAGCUCCUCUUGAAUCUUCGCUCUACACCUCCACCACUGCAACACCCGAGCCUCUUGCUUUGACUCACAGCUCCCCAUCUCCUCCCACCGCCAAUCACAUGAAAUUUACGGGUUUCUCUUCUACCAAAGUUGAAGAGAAGCCUCCACCAGUCAUUACAGCCACUGUAACACCUCCAUCCACUGAAACAUCAGCGCCCUGGGAUUUCUUUGGUCUGUUUCAUCCAAUUGACCAUCAAUUUUCCACGCAACACACUGUCGAUGACAUUCGACGCCUUAGGGAAGAGGAGGGAAUUCCUGAGCUCGAAGACGAACAAGACAAACAUUCAUUCAGCGCUACGGAAGAACACUUGGAGGAUUCUGAAGAUGAAUUUGACCAAGAGGAUCCCCCUGCAGAUACUUUAGUUCGUAGUUUUCAAAAUCUUAAUAGGCAGCCUGCACAUAAUUCAUCACCUACCGUGCCUUCAGCUGAAACCCAAUUAUUCAAUGGAGAGAAAAGCAAUUCUCCUGAUAUGUCGCCCCUCACAACUCCAGCCGAUACACCUCUCAAACACCAUCCUCUUCCCCCCAAGGACUUCUUUUCCAGCAUUAAAGAUAUCGAAUCUCUCUUCAUUAAAGCGUCUCAAGCUGGCACCCAAGUUCCAAGGAUGCUUGAAGCAAAUAAGCUGCAUUUCCGUCCAAUUGCCCCACCAAACCAACAUGGAUCCAUGGUAUCUACAUUCUUCAAGGCCUGUUUCUCUUGUGGGGAAGACCCUACUCAAGUUCAAGAAGAACCUGCACAAAAUGAUGUGAAAUAUUUAACUUGGCAUAGGACAACAUCAUCACGGUCAUCUUCUUCCAGGAAUCCUCUUGGUUUGAAUGCCAAGGAUGACGCAGAGGAUUUUACUGGUAAUCUUUUUGAGAAUUUCUGCAUGAACUCUGGAAGUCAUGUCUCAACCUUGGAUAGGCUGUAUGCAUGGGAGAGGAAACUGUACGAUGAAGUUAAGGCUAGUGAGAUGGUCAGGAAGGAGUAUGACAGUAAACUUACAAUCCUUAGACAAUUGGAAUCAAAAGGAGAACAUAGCCACAAAAUUGAUAAAACGCGUGCUGUUGUUAAGGAUCUACACUCAAGAAUUAGAGUUGCAAUUCACAGAAUUGAUUCCAUAUCAAAAAAGAUCGAGGAACUGCGGGACAAAGAGCUUCAACCACAGCUAGAGGAAUUAAUUGAUGGGUUAAGUCGGAUGUGGGAGGUUAUGUUUGAAUGCCACAAGCGUCAGUUCCAAAUCAUCACGAUAGCAUACAACCAUAGGAGUGCCAAAAUUUCUAUACAGUCAGAGUCACAUCGGGAAAUUGGCAUCCAUCUAGAAUACGAACUUCACUCUCUCUCGUCGUGUUUUAGUAAGUGGAUUGGUGCUCAGGUGUCGUAUUUGCGAGCCAUAAAUGACUGGCUUUUCAAAUGUGUAUUCUUACCACAAAAACCGACAAAGAAAAAGAGAAGAAGUGGGCCUUCCCCUUCAUUGACAUUGAGAAGAAGCGGUCCUCCAAUUUAUGUAACCUGCGGUCUCUGGUUGGAGAAGCUUGAAGCGUUGCCUGCUAAAGAGGUUGUGGAGGCUAUAAAGGGUUUGGCUGCAGAAACUAGUCACCUUCUUCCCCGCCAAGAAAAGAACCAAGGGAAGAGUGUAAAUGUAGCGUCAUGGAAGACUGAAAAUGGCGGUGAUUUGGGGAUUAACCUAUUAAGAGAUGAAGAGGCUUCAGAUGAUGGUUUAGAGAGGUUUCGAUCAAGCUUGGAAAGAUUUAUUGGGCAGUUGAAUAAGUUUUCAGAAGGUUGUGUGACUAUGUUUGUGGAACUUCAGAAGGCUAUCCGGGAUGCAAAGAAUCCGCAACCCCAAGCUCCACCACUGCAGCCACAAGGCUAGUUAAAUGGGAAGCAUUUUGGAGAAGAGUUGAGGUGUAUGUGGGCAUAUAUGUAGAUAUGAAGAAGGGAAUAAAAGAAAGUAAUUUAUAAAUGGUAGAAAAGAGGAAUAAACGACAUUGUAAUUUGUAGUCUGAAAGGUGUCAUUCACCUUGUUGUUGGUGGCGGUGAUGCAUAGAUGGUCACAGAAGAUGUAUAGUUUCUUUUCUCUAUUUAUCUUCAACAAACAAUAAGCUCUCGGCUCUCUUCUUUUACACCUACUUAUUGCAAAUUUUCAUUA
Molecule: messenger RNA, 2562 nt
Organism: Mercurialis annua (annual mercury)
Lineage: Eukaryota; Viridiplantae; Streptophyta; Magnoliopsida; Malpighiales; Euphorbiaceae
Product: protein ALTERED PHOSPHATE STARVATION RESPONSE 1
Exons: 5
Coding region: 217-2286 (689 amino acids)
Source: RefSeq, a predicted model, not a curated record